Molecule: messenger RNA, 3056 nt
Organism: Chrysoperla carnea
Lineage: Eukaryota; Metazoa; Arthropoda; Insecta; Neuroptera; Chrysopidae
Gene: Doa
Product: dual specificity protein kinase CLK2
Exons: 10
Coding region: 140-2491 (783 amino acids)
Biological process (GO): protein phosphorylation
Cellular component (GO): nucleus
Molecular function (GO): ATP binding; protein kinase activity
Source: RefSeq, a predicted model, not a curated record
CUAAUAUCAACGUGGGAGAUUCUGUCAUACUGUCUAAGCACCACCACCGAGUUCUCGGACACUCGGAUUUAGUUACAAACAAACAUUACAAAGUGCCAUUACAUUACACACACCAAAAAAAUAUAAUCAAAUAAAAUAAAUGAGUGGAUAUUCGCGAUUUUAUAAAAAUCCAAAUCGUACCUCAACAUAUGACAAGUCGACGAAUCCGCCGUUUGUAAAAAGUACUUUGUCACCGUUGUGGUCGAGGACACCGGAUUAUCAUAGUCGUUACACAAGUGAUGUGCUAAAACCAGUUAUGGAUACAACUUCACCAAAGGCACCACGUCGAAAUCGAUAUGUGCGAUCAAGUACCACAGCAAGUGUUACUCAAAUGUUAACCGAUUCGUGUUCGAGUUUAUUGAAUAAAAUCGCAACACGUGUCCGUGGAUCAUCUUCGCUCACAGAUCGAUCGAACAACCAUUCAAGAGCGACCACUAAAACACCUACAAAACUUCUUGAAAAUAGUGCGUUAUCAGUGGCUGCUGCUCCGAUUGUUGAUACUUCACUAGGUUCAACACGAAGUCGGUUAGAAAAUAAAUAUUCAUCAGUAUUAAAUAAAUUAGCAAAACGUCGUAAUCAGGAUGAAGAUGAUGAAAACGAAGAAUUUGAUCGUGAUCGAACAAUUGAACCUUGUUCACCCGACCGAACUCUACUCACAUCUACCACAAAACGUAAUUCGUUAGUGAAAAGUGCAACCACAUCAAAUGUAUUUUUAACGGAAAAAUCUUAUCCGUAUGUAUCGACGGCAUCUGUAAAAAAAUCUCCAACAUUACGUCAAGAAAAAACACCUCAUCGAAUUGAUCGACACAAAAAUUUAUACUAUUCUGGGUAUAACGAACCGUUUUACGGGUAUUCGGAGUAUGUAAGUGCAUAUGAUCAACCUAGAUUAACAAAUCGACAUCAUAAAACUUCAACGUUUAAAAUUGAUAAAUCAGUUGGACCUAGUUCAUCAUCUUCAAAGUUGUAUGCUCCCGAGGAUCAUAAAAAGUACCGUCGAAGUGCUACCCAUAAUUUAUUUAAAAUGUACCCGGUUGAUAUACCAACAUCCUCGUAUCAACAACAUCAAAGAUAUGUCUCUCCGGAUAAAACCCCAACACCUUCUACAGCGGAUACAAAUAAUAACGAUGAAGAAUUAUCUGAGCGUGAAGCGAAGCGUAAAGAAAUCCAAAGUCUUAUAAUGAAAUAUUCCGCGCUGGAUGAAGCGUAUAAUCGUAGUGUUGCCAGUAAUACAACAGUUCCAACUGGAACUAAUGCCGUGGUCGCUCCACCAAAAAUAAAUGGCGUAACAAAUUAUAGUAUGAAAUACCAUCAACAUAAAGACAUUAAAGUACCCACAAAAAUGAUUGGCUCGAGAGCACCCUCGGUGGAAGACGACGAAGAUGGCCACCUGAUAUACCGAAAUGGAGAUGUUCUGCAAGAUAGAUAUAAAAUUCUCGCUACAUUGGGAGAAGGAACCUUUGGAAAAGUUGUUAAAGUUAGAGAUUUGGAAUUGGAUCACUAUAUGGCUUUGAAAAUUAUUAAAAAUGUAGAAAAAUAUCGUGAAGCUGCGAAAUUAGAAAUAAAUGCUUUAGAGAAGAUUGCAGAAUGUGAUCCUGACAAUAAACAUUUGUGCGUAAGGAUGCUGGAUUGGUUCAACUACUACGGCCAUAUGUGUAUAGCAUUCGAGAUGUUGGGAUUGAGUGUUUUCGAUUUUUUGAAAGAUAACAACUAUCAGCCAUACCCUAUGGAACAUGUCCGUCAUAUAUCAUACCAACUGUGUUAUUCAGUUAAAUUUUUACACGACAAUAAAUUAACACAUACAGAUCUUAAACCUGAAAAUAUUCUGUUUGUUGAUUCAGAAUACGAUACAACAUAUAAUAGUAAAAAAAGACGGGACUUCAGGAAAGUAAAACGAAGUGAUGUAAGACUUAUUGAUUUUGGAAGUGCCACAUUUGAUCAUGAACAUCAUAGCACAAUUGUAUCGACGAGGCAUUAUCGAGCACCGGAAGUUAUUUUAGAAUUAGGAUGGGCUCAACCGUGUGACGUCUGGUCAAUAGGAUGUAUUAUUUUCGAAUUAUAUUUAGGAAUUACGUUAUUUCAAACACACGAUAAUAGAGAACAUCUUGCUAUGAUGGAACGUAUUUUAGGCACAAUUCCAUACAGAAUGGCGAGGAAAACCAAAACAAAAUAUUUUUAUCAUGGGAAAUUGGACUGGGAUGAGAAAAGCUCUGCGGGACGAUAUGUUCGAGAAAAUUGUAAACCAUUAGUUCGAUACCAAACAAGUGACGAUGAUGAUCAUAAAGAAUUAUUCGAUAUUAUCCAAAAAAUGUUAGAAUACGAUCCUGCUCAACGUAUAACGUUGGCUGAUGCAUUACGACAUCCAUUCUUCAACAAAAUACCUGCACAUCAAAGACUUGGAGAACAUGGUGCAGGAGAUCAAGGACGCGAACGAAGUCAUUCACUUUCACGGUGAAGGUCUGGCAGCUCUCAUAACCUGAGAGCGAUGCCUUUAAAAACACGUUGGUGACAUAUGUGAAAAGUCUACAAAAUUUUUCUUCACCAUAAAGUUGUUUUGUCCAAUUUCAAAAUAAACAAAAAAAUUAUUUUAAUAAAACUUGUAAUUGCCUAAAAAAAUAAACUUAGUCCCAAAAUAAAUAAAAAAACCUUGAUGGUAACAUCUCUAGUUUUUUAUCUACGUUAUAAUCGAGCGUAUUUCUUACUUUACGCGCGCAUUCUUUAAGAGAAACGUUGAAAUUUCUUCAUCAACUAUCCAUAUUUACGAGAGAUAAUUUCUGUUUGUUAAUCCAGAAAAUUCUGUAACCUAAAAUAAUUUUUUCUAUAUGUAAGGGAAAAUAUUUUUAAUUAGUUAUUAGUGUAAAAUUUCUCCACCAAAUAUACACAAAUACACUAAAAUGAUCUGUAAAUGAGUAUUGGUUACAAAUUUAUGUAUAAUUUUUAGUUGAUGUGAUUGAUUUAUAAGUAUACCCUCCCAUUUACAACCCCGCCCCCAACCCCACCCCCUCGAUUAAUUUAUUAUA